Cotesia glomerata is the source of this 2304-nucleotide messenger RNA. It is a transcript of the gene ZnT86D, whose product is annotated as zinc transporter 7. Gene Ontology annotation, molecular function: zinc ion transmembrane transporter activity. Bases 212 to 1357 code for a protein of 381 amino acids. Gene Ontology annotation, cellular component: Golgi apparatus; membrane. Gene Ontology annotation, biological process: zinc ion transport; transmembrane transport; intracellular zinc ion homeostasis. NCBI's taxonomy places the organism in Eukaryota, Metazoa, Arthropoda, Insecta, Hymenoptera, Braconidae. The transcript has 2 exons. The record is from RefSeq and is a predicted model, not a curated record.
GAUCUUGAUCUAUUCCCUUUACCCUUCGCCACCGAUUCAAGCGAUGGCGUUCACCCGUGCGUUCUACAGCCGGGAGUCGUUAAAUUUAUUAAAAUAAUAACACAACAAAAAUGCUCUUUGUAUAAAUAAACAAAAUUAUAAAUUAACUUUAUGUAUUUAUUUGGAACUAAAUUUUCAUCAACUCGAGGUUAAAAGCUGAUGAACUAGCAAGAUGCUUCCAUUAUCGCACAGAGACGGCCGAGGGAUCGGCAGUAAAAUAAAAGAAAAAAUAUACAGCUGGAAAAGACUAAUUUUCUCGGACCCAAACACAAGGAACUUAUUUUUAUUUUUAUUCCUAAACUUAUCAUUCGCAUUUGUCGAAUUGCUCUUCGGGAUAUGGACCAACAGUUUGGGGUUGAUAUCCGACAGUUUCCACAUGUUCUUCGAUUGCACUGGUCUGGUAGCCGGACUGGCAGCAUCAGUGAUAACCAAAUGGCGAGCUAACGAGCGGUACUCCUUUGGGUACGUCCGCGCUGAAGUGUUGGCCGGUUUCGUGAACGGAUUAGCGCUCCUCUUCGUAGCAAUAGGCAUAAUGUCUAACGCGGUGGAGCGACUGAUCGAGCCGCCGGAAGUAAAACACGAGAGAUUGUUCGCGGUCUCGGUGAUGGGACUGUUCGUCAACCUGGUAGGUAUUUAUGCAUUCCAACACGGACAUGGCCACAGUCACGGAGGUGGCGGACAUGGUCACAGCCACGGUGGAGGACAUGGACACAGUCAUGCUAAUCACGGAGCAUUGAAUAAUCCUGGAGUUACUAAUCUAGGAGUUGGAGUCGGCAUCAAUAUGGAGCAAGGACACGGACACUCUCAUAAUCACAACCACAGUCACAAUCAUGAUCACCAUGAAAUAGAAACAGACACGAUGUUGCCAGCAGGGAACUCUCAGAUUAUGAAGGGAGUGUUUUUGCACAUUCUCGCUGACACUCUUGGAUCUGUGGGUGUAAUUAUAUCAGCGAUACUGAUGCAAAUGUUCGGAUGGAUGAUUGCUGAUCCAAUUUGCUCAAUGUUCAUAGCGUUGAUGAUUAUAAUUAGUGUAGUGUCUCUGUUGAAAGAAUCAGCAGUGAUACUAAUGCAGAGACAGCCUGUCGCGCUAGACCACGUUCUUCCUGGGUGUUAUAACAAAGUAACACAGUUAUCUGGAGUUUACAGUGUGCAAGAGCCUCGCUUUUGGACUCUUUGCUCGGAUGUUUAUGUCGGGACUUUGAAAUUAGAGGUCGCUAGGACGGUGGAUCCUAAGUACGUGGUAGCUCAUACGGAAAUGAUAUUCCACGCAGCUGGUGUCAGAUAUCUCACUGUCCAGCUAGACUACACGUCCAUGUGAUGACCGUAUGUUAGUAAUUAUUGUAAUGGUAUUGAUAAUUUUGAGUAUAAGUGUCAGUAUGAGAAUAAACCGAGUAAACAAUCGCCAAAUUGUUGUAAAGUACUGUCGGUAAACAGUGUGACUAUUUGUGGUGCUUGUCAGAAAGAAUUGCAAUAUCUUUCAUUGAUUAAAAAUGUUGUUGGUCUUGUUAAAUUUUUUGGCAAUUAUAUUGUCACUAGAAAAAAUUACUAUAAAUUUCAUCUAGAAAUUGUUUAGUUUUAAUGUUUUAUAUUUAGUAUAAAAAUACUGCGUGAGUGAGGAGUAAUUAAUUAUUAAUUUGAUAAAAUUUUCUAUUACAAUAUUGUUAUAUUUAUAACCGCGAAAGAUUCACUAUAAUUUUGAUAUUUUUUAUUUCAAUUUGAAUUUUUAAAAUAAAUUCUUUAUAUGUAUUUUUUAACUUUCGUCAGGUCAAAUAGAAAAUUUUGUAUAAAAAUUGAAUUGUUGAAUCUAAUAAAUUUAUGUGCAGUAAUGUUUUAAUAGAUUAAAAUAUUAUUUGUAAAAUAAUUUUAGUGACAAGUCUUGACAAUUUUUAUUGUACAUUUGUCCUUAAUUUUGAGUAUACAUAUAAAAAUAAUUAUGGAAAUAGAUUAUAAAAGUGGUUAGUUAAUUAAAAACUAAUAAUAAUUAGUCAAAUAUUGAAGAAAAGAGUGGAAUGGUUGAUGUAUAAUUUGUAAAUAUAAUUAAUCAGUCAUCAUGUAUUGAACGGCUAUAAGACAGAACAUUUAUAUCUAAUCUUUAAACUUUUUAUAAAUAAUAUAGUAGUUUAAGUAAGACGUGUUGAAGUAAGUGGCAAUGAUACAUUUAUAUAUUAACUAUAAAUGAGUUAAAAAAAAUUAGUAUUUAAUGAGAAAUGUACAUUGAGGAGUUCCACCGUUUAUUGGAUCUUAAUAAAUGUUACUGCCAAAUUA